AGGGUCACAGACCGUUGCUGACAGGCGAAGUGUAUGGACCAGUCUAAGCUAUCGGGAGUUAUCUGCUGCAAGCUUCCGAUCUAACCACUGACAGAAGCGAGCGUUCGAACAGGCUACGGAAUCAAGCCUUUGUGAUUGAGCUAUCAGCCGCCGUUUCUGGAAAUGUUUGCUUUUUGAAAUUACUAACAUAUUUUCCUUUCAAUUUUCGCUUUGAAAACCUAGCAUUCAUCUUUUGAGCAUUCAUCUGAAGAAGCGACCUAUUUUAAAAAUGAAUAGCUCAAAUAUAUCUACGAAUGGUACAGUGCCGCGCUGUUAUGAGCUGAGUGGUUCCAAGUUCUGUAUGGGCAAAGAUGAAUUUAUAAAUUCGAUUCUGAAGGAACACAUUUUUCCUACAACGACUGAAUGGGUGUUUGUGUUCCUCCACAUCAUUGUGUUUUUGGUGGGUGUUCUUGGUAACUUCUUGGUGUGUUUCGUUGUAUGCAGGAGCAAACACAUGCAGACAGUGACUAACUUGUUCAUUGUGAAUCUGGCUGUUGCAGACUUCCUUGUGUUUAUUACAUGUGAACCUCCAACUGUACUACAGAACAUUACAGAGACAUGGUUCCUUGGGGAGACACUCUGCAAGAUCGUAAUAUUUUCACAGACUCUAACUGUCUGCGUGUCAGUCCUGACACUUUGCUGUAUUGCUGUGGAGAGGUAUUACGCCAUCUGCCGACCACUCAGUUCGGACAUAACCUUCAGGAAAGUAUCUAUAACAAUGGUUGUCAUCUGGAUCGCUGGAUCUCUGGUAGCACUGCCCAAUCUGAUUUUUAUGGAGAUCACGAAGACGUAUGAGGACAUCGACAAUUAUCUGGUGUACAAUCGCAUGAGUUGGUCGUACACAACCGAUGUGGCCUACCAAGUAUUCUUGGCAUUGGCGAACUACGUGGUGCCAUUAAUCCUCAUGACCAUUGUAUAUUCUAUCGUAUCCUAUACUCUCUGGAGUGCCAAGGCUCCUGGUGCUGAAAAUCUAGGUCGUUCAAACUCUAAAGCUGUACACAAUUCUGCUGAUUCACAGCUCAUAGCAAGAAGGAAAGUUGCGAAGAUGUUAAUGGCAAUAGUCGGGAUCUUCUUCGUGUGCUAUCUGCCUCUCAAUUUGUUGUUCGUUGCCAGAUUUACUACUCUGCUUGGGAAAGCCCAAGAAAACUCAAAGCUUCUCCCCGGCAUCUUUCUCUUCUCUCAUUGGUUGUGCUACUUCAACAGUGCCAUCAACCCGGUCAUUUACAAUUUCAUGAGUGUGAAAUUUCGAGAAGAGUUCCGUCGCGUAUUUUCCUGUCAGCCCCCUCCUAAAAGCGGUCGCCUCUUUCCAUCCACAACCUGGACGUCCUCGGUAAACAGCGGAACGCAUUGCUCUGACAAACUGAUCGCCAAAUCAACUUACAGGUCAACGAAGAACAAAGCUGCCAAUGUGUGAAUGUCACAGGUUUGACCAAUACUGCCCCAAAGUACUUGACCAUGGUCAAGAAGAAUCGGGCCUUUGAGACACUUAUGCCUCGGUGAUUACAAAUCCAGGAUAACAUGGUAGUGCCUCGGCAGGACAGAAAGUUUCCUGUUCUAUGGACCUGGGAGAAUUUCGAUAACGGGUUGCAGUAAACCCCGAGGUAAUGGAAGAUUUCGGGUUGUACUUGUUCUGAAACAAGUCUACGUCGCUAGACCUCCUUGAGUGGCAUCUCGAAAUCCAAAGGGACACAUUGGGUGAUGGAUUGAAGCAUCAAGGUUACAGAUUUGCUGAAGCAUACAAACAUCAACUGAUUGCUGCCUGUUUGAACAAUGUGCAAAUCAGUGAUGCUAAAUACCCUUUGAGAAUAAGGCUUAUGUACUGACGAACAUUUUUGUCGUAUAAUCACAGGAUAUAUAAAGGGAGUUGUUUUCCGCCUACGUAACAGAACUUACAGGUUGUGAAACUGCCCAAAAUUAUAUCAUCGGACGACAUGUAGUCGAUCACAAUUGGUAAAGGUGCUUAUUGAGAUUGUGCAGUCUGGUUUGGAGUAUUUUGCACGUCCCCAGACGAUGUAAUAUUCAGACCCUCAGUCAUAUUCAGCAAAGCCCUGAGAACAAACUGAUGUCUUAAUGUUAUUUUACAUGUUUCCUUUAAACGUUCACCAAAGAGUUAUAAAUACUUUCUGGGCCCAUUGGACAUUUAAUUCCUCUAUUUUAAUUAAGACCUGGAUACAUAAUUUCUUAACUUCAACCGAAGCAAAAUUACCCUGUUAAGUGUUUCUCGGGAACCUUGGAGUGCAUUGAUCCCUAAUAGAUUUUACGUAGCAAAUCAAUUUCUAAUUUAGGUCUGCCCUUGUGUGUAGUGUACUGCAAGACGUCCCUAAAGGUAUGGAGGCUUCGACAACUGAACCUUCUAAUAGGUACCGAUUACACUGACGUUGCUUUGUUUGCACAAGCAUCUCGCACACAUCGUGUUGCCGGCAUUUAUUGACUUCUUGACAAUUUGAUUUGAAAUAUUUAACCUCAUUUGGAAUAGAGAUUUCAUCAUGUUCCAGGAAUUUGCUAAUGUUACCGUGUUUGUUUUUGGUAAGCGAAGCUGCGUCGACAUUGAAAAUAUACCAUAAAGAAAAGCUUUAAUGUGAAGUUUAGCUCUGUCUUUGUCAAUAUGAACUCAUGAGCGUUUAUCGUCCUAAACCAGAAGUUUGCAUGUCAUCUUUGUGCAUAAAUGUCCUUUGAUGGAUUUCUCCAUAUGUAAAUAUGUACAUGAACGCUUGCCCCGACCCUGAUGUAUUACACAGUAGUAAUUGAUACGUUAAUUUGGACACUUGCACCUUGUUUUCUGCUAAGUCUAUGAUAUAUGCUGUUGGAAAGACUGACCAGCGAGACAUUGAGAACAUGAGACAUAGAUAUCAAAUUGUGCGAGAAUAUGGGUUUGCAAUAUUUUGCACCAAUUUCGGAAUAUAUUAUUUGAUAUAGAGGGUCAUUUUCGUUCAAUUAUCAUCUAAUAAAUGUACGUUUGACAUCAAUGUUUCGAAUCAUUCCCGUUAUUAUAUCAAUCUGUGCUUUUAUCGUGGUUGUAGUCAUAUGAUCAGAUUUUCCGCUUAAAUGUUCCUGUUGACAGAAUCCCACAAUCAAUGAACGUGGUACACACUGACCGACACUAAACAUGCUUCUAGUUGUAUGGUGCAUCUAAAAAAUAAAAAAAACCUUUUGCGUCAUGAAAGUAAGUUAUCCUUGAGUAAUUUUGCUUCUUAUUAGGAUUUAUUGUACAUGAAGAACAUUGUUAUGUCUUUUCUUUCAUCGUGGCAAGAAUUAAGAUACCUAAACAGGGUCUGGUAAGUGAGACAGCAUGGCCCCUAUUUAGCAUAUUUAUCGAUCAAUUCUUGCCACGAUAGCUGCAACGUUUCAGAUCGAAGAGGUUUGUGAAGUAUGUUGCAAAAUCAGUCCGAUAUUAGCCUUGUGAUAAGAUAACAUUUAUUUCAAAGGUAAAAUACAGAUACGACAUAUGUAAGUCGUCUUGACGUUAAUUUAUGAUUCAUUAGAGACCAUGUUUGGCCAGUUUUGACUGUCAGUGAGAAUUGUUGCAAGUGAUGAAUUUUGGAAGCUUUAUGUCAUGAUCGUCCAGGAAGAGUGAGUGAGUGAGUUUGGUUUUACGCCGUUUUUAGCAAUAUUCCAGCAAUAUCACGGCGGGGGACACCAGAAAUGGGCUUCACACAUUGUACCCAUGUCGGGAAUCGAACCCGGGUCUUCAGCGUGACGGGCGAACGCUUUAACCACAAGGCUACCCGACCGCCCCUCGUCCUGGAAGAAAUAAGACAUGCUCGGAAAUGUCUUUGUUCUAACUCCGUGCCUGUUACCUGUUGUCGUUCGCCUGUUGUCAUAGUUAUAGGUGUAUAUGUAGCUUGAUGAGAUGCUCCAAUAGUGUACCCAAGGGCGUUAGUUUUCAGUGACGUGUUUCUCAUGGAUCGACCGACGGUUUACACUGUCGAUGUAUUUGUUAUUAUUACCGUUAACUCAAACUCGACUUUGGAAACACUGCGGAAUAGGAAAGAAAUUAGGGCUGGAAACGACAACGUCUACGACACUGUUCUCAGCUAAUGUGAAGAAAUUGUAAAUCACUUGGAACUUUAUUUUUGAUCCUGACGGACCGUACAUUUCAAUUUUUUAUAAUCUGAGGGUUUCGUGCAAACACACCACCUCUUUAGCAAAUAUUUUAUUUCAAAUAAGCAAAUGCAUGAAACUCACGGAAUGCGAAUUGAGUCAUGUUAAUUUUAUUGAGUGAAGUAUAAUUAAGAAUUACAGUCACAUUAUUAUCCUCAACAAGUUUGUGGCCAAUAACGUUUUCUCUAUGCUACAUCUGGUGUGCAACAUACAUCUACAUGGAACCACGAAACAAAUAGAGAAUCCUAAUAAUGUCCGUAAAUGUCACAUAUGUCAAAGUGGUACUUGUGUGCUCUUUCUUGAUGAUUUUGCCUCGUAAAACCUGAUCAUGCGUCCCUCCAUCGUGUGGCCUUUAACAAUGACGUCACACACCAAUAGCCUCGAUUUCAACAAAUCACAUGUUUAGCAAAGCGUCAGUUUCAAGCUUUUGUUAAUGGUUGCAUAUUAGAACAUUUAAACACUAGAUACACAAUGUAAGUUGAAAUGACCAAUGAUUUACGUCAGACGAUGCAAUAAUAUAUCGUACUAAUAUAUCAUAUUGUUAAGGCUAUAGAGUAUUCAAUGUAGGGAAUUCGAUGCACAAGGUAAUACGUAAAAGAUGGGGUGAGGUGGAAUGGGGUUUAACGUCGCGUCCAAGAUUAUUGCACUUAUAUAGCGACGUGCAUGCACAUGUGUGUGUGGCUGCUUGUACUAGUCCGGACUGAUGCCGAUUUAUAG
Messenger RNA from Haliotis rufescens (red abalone), 4857 nucleotides. Its product is annotated as orexin receptor type 2-like. The transcript is spliced from 5 exons. Gene Ontology annotation, biological process: G protein-coupled receptor signaling pathway. Bases 269 to 1453 code for a protein of 394 amino acids. Gene Ontology annotation, molecular function: neuropeptide Y receptor activity. Gene Ontology annotation, cellular component: membrane. The record is from RefSeq and is a predicted model, not a curated record. NCBI's taxonomy places the organism in Eukaryota, Metazoa, Mollusca, Gastropoda, Lepetellida, Haliotidae.